GCUCGAUCAGUGACCACGUCAACAGCACGGAAUGCGCCUGCCGCUUAUUUUGUUUUAGAGUUACCAUAGAUUCCAGAACCAACAGCUGACAAAAAGGGAGCAACGAGAUAAUAUACCUCUCUUACUCAGCCCGAUGGCGACAUUAGUGUUUGUCAGUAUUUGUACAUUGAUAAAUGUCUUCAAAGCUCUUCCAGCCGACGAGCGUAGGCAACCGCACACAGAAAUCGUAAAGGAAUACUACACCCAGCGUUCGCAUGCACCAGGUACGCUCCUCAUCAGCGAGGGAAUCGUCAUUGCUCCAAAAGCUGGCGGGCUCCCCCACUUCCCUGGUAUAUGGAGUCAGGAAAUGAUCACUGCAUGGGAAAGGCCCGGACUUUUAAUUGCCAAUACUUACUCACCCUACCAGGUAACUGACUCCAUCCAUGCAAAGGGCUCCUUCAUCUUCUGCCAGCUCUUCGGCCAAGGUCGCAGCGCAGACCCCAAAGUCCUCGCAGCAGAGGACUCCUCCUUCCCCUACGUCUCCGCUUCUGCCAUCCCCCUCUCCACCAGGCCCAGCGACGUGCCGCGUCCAUUAUCCGUCGACGAGAUUCACGAAUAUACCCAGCUGUUUGUCCAGGCUUCUCUGAAUGCUAUCGAAGCAGGAUUCGAUGGCGUGGAGAUCCACGGCGCGAAUGGGUACCUCCUGGACCAGUUCACACAGGAUGUCUCCAACCAUCGGACGGAUGAGUAUGGAGGGAGCAUUGAGAAUAGGGCCAGGUUCCCAUUGGAAGUUGUUGAUGCGGUAGUCAAGGUCUGUAUUCUUGAAUCCAGUCUGACCAGAAAUAAUGGUCUAGAUAUGACAAUGACCGACCCAGUGCCGACAUUCACCUACUUCGCUAACGAGAUCAAGCGAAGGCAUCCACACUUUGCGUAUCUGCAUGCCGUAGAGCCUCGUGUCGCCGGGACAGCUUUCCGGGAUGAAGACGAGAUCAAACCGCAAGAGGAGAAUGACUUUCUUCGAAAGAUAUGGGCUCCGAAACCAUUCAUCUCUGCUGGGCAUACCCGCGCAUCGGGUAUCGAAGCAGCAGAUGAGAAAGGUGAUUUGGUUGCCUUUGGAAGACAGUUCAUCUCCAAUGUAAGCUGCUGCCUCCACGUUUGUUUCCUGCUCUCAAUCCGUAUGAUAGGGGAACCUUCUAUAUUCCAUGUGAAUAUUCCAAUGCACAGACUUUAAUGUUUUAUUUAACAUUUAUAAUUCGUUAUGGAGU
Molecule: messenger RNA, 1244 nt
Organism: Guyanagaster necrorhizus
Lineage: Eukaryota; Fungi; Basidiomycota; Agaricomycetes; Agaricales; Physalacriaceae
Product: FMN-linked oxidoreductase
Exons: 7
Coding region: 134-1210 (358 amino acids)
Molecular function (GO): FMN binding; oxidoreductase activity
Source: RefSeq, a predicted model, not a curated record